GGAUGAAUAUUGUGAAAGAGUCCAGAGAUGAUAUUAAUGAAGAUCGGGAUGUAGAAAUGGAUGACAUUAAAGGCAAUGCUGAUUGUGAAGGUGAAAAAGAAUACGAAGAAUUGAAUAAUGAUGAUUGCAAUAUUCAUCAGCAGUCUGUUGCUGUUGAUAAGAAUACAAGUUUGCCACUGUCCAUGCCAAAAAAUUGGAUGCAGGUAGAGAGAUUAAAGCUACUGCAGAGGCAAAUGAUGAAAUCUAAUCGAAUGUUUCUCAAUACCAACAAUAACACAGAGGCUGAAAUUAGUGACCAUCUAACUGAUGUGAAUAACAACAGUGUUCAACAUGAUCGAAAACACAAUAAAAUCUUGAACAUAGAUAUUGUACAACUGCAAGAUGAAAGCAGUACAGACUGUUACUCCAGUGAUGAUGACCAGUUGAUUAUUGACGAAGAUAAAGAAAGUUCAAGUGACAAUUCCGAAGGAACUGGUAAUUAUGUCGGCGAUGCUGGAUUUUCAGAUGAUUCUAACAACAAUGCUUGGAGAAAUAAAAGAACAUACCCAACAAAGCUUGAGAAACAGGGAAGAAAAGAGCUUUAUGAGCAACUAUCUGUUAUUAGAGAAAUAAAGUCUGAUGAAAGAGAUAAGAAGUUGCUAGCAAGGAAGUCUAUCAAGGAAAUUGAUGUUGGUGAGGUUAAUAGGACAGUAGAAUCACCAGAAAAGAUAGAUCUUGGCCCAUUAUCUGUAUCAGCAAUAAAUGACUCCUUGAAAAACAUUAUACCUUUAAAUAUUGAUGAAACUCCAGAGAAGAACUUGCCAUCAUGUAGAUCAGAUGAUUUAAAUGGUAAAGAUAGUCAAGGAAAUACAGCAAAAUUAGUAUUGAGAUACCCUAAGAAAAAGAAAGAAAGGAAAUGCUACAAUGUAUUUCAGCCAUUUGAUUAUUUGUGUGAAUCAUACACUGUGAAAAGAAUUCCCACCACUGCUGAAAUUGAAACAAAUAAUGAAGCAGGUAUGUUGAGAAUUGACAAGAGAGGUGAAUAUUUAGAGCAAUGUGAUGAUGGAAAUAUGGGCGCAAGUCACAAUGGAAAGUCUCCUGGAUUAAGAUUACCAUUUCAGGGCAAGAUGUUAACAAUGUCUAAUUCGGAUCAUUGUCUGAAAAGUACACCUCUUAAACAAGAAAAUGCAAAAGAGGCAAAUGCAAUUGGAGAGGAGGAAAAUUAUCAAUUCAAAUGCAAGUCUGAAACCGAUGUAGAAGCAAACUCAAAAAUAUCUGAAUCUUUUCAAUUGGAUCAUCACAAAAGAAGGGCAAAUGUAUUGACUGACAAUGGCAAUGAGUAUGAAUUUUCUAAUUCUGAAGAGCUGGGGAAAAAAGGUCCACAUUUUUCUCAUUCUACAAAUGAUAAAAUCACAAAUGAGACAGCUGCAAAAUUAAAGUUUAAAAUUGUAGAAAAGAGAAACGACCUCUUGAAUACACUUUACAAAAGGAAAAUUGAAUUGUUAGAGAAAGAAAUGGAGUUAAACAAAACCAAGAUAAACGUGAUUGAAGAAUCUCAGAAGAACAGGGAUAUUUGGUACUCAAAGUUUGAUCUUGACCAUGAUGAUGAUCUGCAAGACAAUUGUGUUACAGAAUCCCUACUUAAGUGCUGGCCUCAUAUGUGUAGAGGGAGAAAGAUGGUUCUUCUGGAAAAGUUGAAGCAAGCAAACAGAAGGCAGGAUUCAAAUGAACACUUAGUAAUCAAAAACAGUCAGUCAGAUGGUGAAAUACCUUCUUUACAAAAUGAAGAAGACUUUGACAGAAAGUUGAAAGGUGGAGAUAUACAUAAGAAGAGCGCUGCAUCCAUAAGUCAAAUGAAAAUUCAUAAAGAUAGGGACAAAGAUGUCAUUCAAAACGUUAGAACAGACAGUGUUAUAAAUGUUGGGAAUAUGAAGGCUCCAGUUGGAUCCAAAAUUUUUGGAUCAGUGAAAAAUACAAAAUCAAGCAAGUUUGCAACUAAGUAUAAACCAUUUCUUGCAAAUACUGAAAAGCAAGGUCCAAGUUCAGCUGCCAUUGAAGUCCAAAGCAAUCUGAAAUACAUGACUGUACCAGGCGUAGUUCCAAAAGGGAAUGGACAACAGUUUAUAAUUGCAGUCACUCAACCCAAGCAAAGCCAUACAUCUUUGAUAGCUCCUGGUAGAUCAGGAGCGCAAGGACUACAAGCUCCUGUAAGAAUACAAAAAGUUACUGACAGUCAGUCAGUCAUACAAGAAGCAAAAAUAUCUAGCCCAGCAUCAUCAGCUAUGGUGAGACAUCCCCUGGCCUUUUCUCAGGUAAUGUUUAGUUCAAACCAGCCUUAUUUGCUGUAUGCCUCACCAGCACAAGCAAGUGCAGCUUCCAAACUUUCGAAAAAUGGGCCAUUGAUGUCCUCUGCAAAGCUAACUGGGCCACAAGUAAUGUCUUCAGCAAACUUGUCACUGGUAACAAUGCCAAAAUCAAACUAUCAAGCAUUGACAGCAAUGGCAAGCAAAGGUGGAGGAACAGAUUUAAAACAAAAUGACAUUGUAAAAUUGUCAUCAGGUUCAUCAGCACAGCCAAGGAUUUCUCACAUUGAAGUUGUUAGCGAAAGACAAAAUACAUUAGGGACGAAUCAAUGGCAACAGACAAGCCAAGCUUCGAUUGCUUCCCAAGGAACUCUGGGUUUAAGAUCGAUCUGCACAUCAGAAGGCAGCGGUCAGACUGUUCAAAGACCUAUUCCAGCUUUAUUACCUUGUACAGGUGAGCCAAUAAUGGUUCCUAGAACAGUAAUUAGGUUUAUCAAUCCUACAACAGGAAAGCAAGUUAUGGUACAAUGCCCGAUGGCUUACGGUAAAGCUCAGCAUUCAACCUUACUGGCACCAAUGGCUGUAACUAAGGUAUCACAACCUAUAAAACUUGAAUCUUCUGAUCAAACUGGCAAGACGACAGCAAAGAUAGUGAAGUACAAUAAAAUUCUUGAAAAUGAACCUACAGUGUCUGCCUCUGUCAUUCCACUGGUGAAAGGAACAGUACCAGUGUCCCUAUUUGCUGGUUCUAUCGAUGUGUCCACUUCUAGAAUCCCUCCUUCAAAAAGUUAUCAUCCAUUCUCCAAAGCAAACAGUCUUGCGUCUACAACAGUGAAUGCAAUGUCAGUCCAAAGUCCUGUGUAUACGUCUCAAGUCCCUGUUAUGGUUGCAAAGAAUAGUAUAAAGCCUUCAUUUGAAAACAUAACUGUUGCUUUUCAAGAUCAAAUUUCAAAGCCAAUAAAACUUGAGACACCCACAACAUUUGAUAUCAAAGUGUCGGAAGCCAAAAAUGUAAAUAAUAGUGUUUAUUCUUCUGCAAUCAGUAGCAGGAAUGACUCAACCCUUACUGCUCUGAGUUCAAUGGACAGUUGUUUGAUGCCUUUAAAGAAGAAGAAGAAAGAAUUAUCAAAGCAUGGACAAUCGUCUGAGAAAAUAUUGUUGAAAGACAAAAGUUUGCUUGAAUAUGUUGGCAAAGAUAAAGAUGCAAUUCAGAAUGGUGACAGCAAAGAUUCAGAGACAAAUGAUAGGACAGAAAGUAAAACAAUGUGUUUGCCAAUAAGAUCCCCAGUACCUUUUUUAGAUUUUCCAGCUAGGAUUGUGCUAUCUAAAAAAGCAACUCAAGGGCAAACAAAGGCUAAAAUUGUUGCUUCGCCUCCCAAAGCAAAAAGCGAUUCAGGUCAAACAUCAGAACAAUUAACAAAAGAUGGCUAUUUAGUAUCUAUUGAAAGCAACAAGCCAGCUGUUUCCGAACAAGUCAGUAAUGCAAUUCUUAUAUCGUCCAUGAACCAAAAACCUGAUAAUGAAACUUCAGGUUUUGAAAUGAAUGAAGAAAAGAAUGCUGAAUCAAACUCGCAAGAAGAUGCAAAUGAAUAUAAUGAGUCAAGUCACUCCUAUGGAAGUUCUGACUUGGAGGAUUAUAGUUCUUAUUUGUCAACGAUGCAAGGAACUGCAUCAAGUUUCAAAAGGAAAAGUCAAUUGAUUGAAAGCUACUACACUGCAAAUGGGAGAAAGCAGUUUGAGGAAUCAAACAUGGAUCCAACGCCUACCUUUCAGAUCGAUGGCAGUUUUAAAUCGUCAACGUCCGAGCCGUCACUGAACAAUGAAAUACCUGGAUUGUCUUCUACUAAAACUUCUUGUGAGAGUAAUGGAUUAAGCAUUUCCCAUGAGGUACUGACAGAAAGUCAUAAUUUACGCGAAACAAAUGCAUUCCAAGACCAAGUGAGAAGUAUUGUUACACCCACAAAGGACAAUAAAGAGUGGAACAGUGAAGCAGAAUGUAGAAGAAUUGCCAGUACUGCUGAAUGUCCAAGUACUGGCAAGAAGUACAUCAAGUCCAAGUUCAUCAUAUUGAAAGGAGAGAUCAUUGACCAAUGGCUGGAAAUCAAGAGGAAGACGGGGUAUGGCGAGAUGUCAGACCCAGACUUUGUACACUAUUUACUGAGGUUGGAGGAGAGGAGACAGGACAUGGUCACCAAGGGUAGCAGUGUGGCUUGCAGUGGGGAGUGCAGCUCACCAGCCCGUGCCGCGAACCUAGACCUAGAUGUUAACAACAAUAGUUCCUGUUUGCCAGCCACAUCCAGCCAUUCAGAUGUCCAAUGCACAGAUUUGCCUGAUGGCCAGAAACAGGGUAGCAUCAAUAUAGAUGGUUUGUCAUCUCCAUCCUCUAGUAGCGGAACACUGUCAGUAGGAGGUUCACCAGACAAAUCCUGGUCAGAGGUCUCAGCAUCGCUGAGUGAUGAGAAGAGAGGCAAACGUCCACUGGACCCGACAUACAUGCUGAGUCCCCCAUCAGCCAAGAAGCCACGAUUCUUCUCUGAUGCCACACAAAAGCAGAUGAGAUGGGCUGCUCAAGUAUUAAGAGACUUCCUGGACCAGGAGAGUAUUUGUGACACACAGUUUGAGCAGUGGGACUCUGCCUACCUCAACAACAUGCUGACUGUUUUCUAUCUGUAUGGCAGAUCUCGUGAUGGAACUGCAUACAGCCCAGAUGAACUACAGAGAGUGCGGCGAGCAUUGUCACUCUACCUGGCUUCUGAGACAGACAGUAAGGCUGUCAGUGUUAGCAUUGCACUGGAUGAAGCAUUCCUUUCAUCAAACAUGACACUCGCAAGAAUAAUGGCCAGCAGACCUGUGGAAGUACACAGAUCUGAGGAUUUUGAGAGCGCUUCUGUGAUUUCUGAUGAAGAUUUAGAGAGGAUGUAUGAAUCUGGUGCAAUCUCAGAUACAAAUCCAACCACCUUACUACGGAAAGUAUGGUUUGACAUCACUUACCACCUGUAUAAGGGUCAAUUUCCACUGAAGGUUUGGAGGUUGCUGAAAAAGAAUCAUCUUGCGCUAGACAGUGAUCAAAAUGGUGUGUUCUAUACAUUCUCCAACCAUGUGUUUGUUUCUGACAAGAAAAACUUGAAGAUGUACGCUACGCCAGAUAAUCCUGAUCGAUGUCCUGUCAGAUCAACAUCCUUCUACUUGUCCAAGCUCAACCCCAGUUGUAAUGACUUUUUCCAGCAUCCUAAGCAGACAUGGAGUUCUAGAACGGCAGUCUGGUAUUGUGGCAGGGUGAUUGAGGAGGAAAAAAUGAAUGAGAUGAUGAUUAAUAUCUCGGGUGAGGCUAAACUGUCCAUGAUCUAUACAAAUGCAAGUGUCCUUGCUACUGCUAACUAUCACAAUAAAGACAAAUAGAACUUGAGACCAAUGCAAACUAUAUAAAACAUUCGAAUCUAGCCUCUUAAAUCAGGUCUACUGACUGAUCAAAUGUUCCUGUAAACAGCAGUGAACAUUUUUUUCUGGGAUGAAGAUUUUGAUCGCAUAUAUUUUGUUUUCAUAUGGGAUAAAAAUUGUAAAUAUAAUGUAGCUGCAUUUUGUGACAUUCACUUUAAGGUCCGUAUUUGCAACUCGAAGCUUUUUAAAGAACAACGUUGACUUAUUGUCAUAGGUGUCAUAUUUGGAGGUUGCGGCAUGCAUUUUUUUCAACCAUGGCUUUAAUUAAAAACCUGUUUUAGAUAUUCAAAUUAGACUCAAUUGCCAGAGACAAUAAAGGCCCAUGACUCUGGCUUUUAUAAUUGUUGAGUUAUGCCCCUUUUCAAAUGAAAAAAUCAACAACAAAAGACAAAUGUUGGCGUUUCCUUGCGGUGCUUUUUUGUAAAACAUUAUACAUGUAGUGUUUUUUAUGUAUUGAUAUAGUCCUGAGUGCUGAUGUUAGUAAUUUUACUGUUAUGAGUUUGUUUUACAAUCCUGUUUUGUGUUA
Molecule: messenger RNA, 6246 nt
Organism: Mya arenaria
Lineage: Eukaryota; Metazoa; Mollusca; Bivalvia; Myida; Myidae
Exons: 6
Coding region: 3-5681 (1892 amino acids)
Source: RefSeq, a predicted model, not a curated record